AUGAAACACCGAGGACGAGGAAGCGGGCCGGAUGGGAUUGUCUAUCCCGGCUCUAGUGGAAUUAAAGUCAUCGUCAUAGGACUUGGAUAUGCAGGUGUGACUGCUGCCAUCGAGUGUCAUAGGAAAGGUCACCAAGUGAUAAUUUACGAACAAAACCCGGACAUCUCAACACUAGGUGAUAUGAUCGGGCUGUCACCGAACUCUGCCAGAAUCAUCGCCAAAUGGAACAGGGGAAAAGUCCACGAGCAGAUCAUCCCGCACGCUGGUCAAUACGUUAGAAACAACAUACACAAGCAUGACACCGGUGAGAUUCUGUUCAGCCAGCCCAUGUCCGGCUACUCGAGCUUCGAAGGAUAUCUAGCUCCCCGGCCAUUGCUGAUGAAGCUAUUUGCGGACCACUGUCGACAGCUACAGAUACCAAUCUUCUUUGGCCAGAGAGUGUCCAAGGUCCUGGAGGAUGAAAACCACGCAGCCAUCGUUCUCGAGGGAAGCAACAAGCGCGUCGUGGCAGACUGUGUGCUGGCCUGUGACGGCAUCCACUCUAAAGCCCGUGGCACGAUCACCGGCCUGCAGGACCGUGCAUAUCCUACCGGCUACGCCGCCUAUCGCGCGUGGUAUAAUGCCGAGCUGAUAUGCGACAACCCCAAGCUGCAGUCCCUAUUCGAGGGCGACUACGACAAGAUGGAAGUCUACAUCGGGCCCAACAUGCACGCCAUCUUCGGGACCUGCUCUCAACAGAAGCUUGUCAUGUGGACCAUCACGCACAAAGAUACCUUCGACGUCACGGAGUCCUGGACGCAGCCGGGUAAGAUUGAGGACGCCUUGGCGUAUAUCAAAGGCUGGGACUCGCGGAUCCACGAAGUCAUCAAGCACACGCCCCCAAACCAGAUCUUUGACCACAAGUUGGCCUGGAGAGACCCCCUGCCACGGUGGACAUCAAAGCAUAAUCGCCUGAUCGUGCUGGGGGAUGCAGCCCACCCUUUCCUACCAACGUCAGGUCAAGGCGCCGGCCAAGCCAUCGAAGACUGCGCGACGAUCGCCAUCUGUCUCGAAUUGGCAGGAGAAAAGAACGUGCCACUGGCGUUACAAGUCUGCGAGAAACUCCGGCACGCCCGGGCGUCGCUGGCUCAGAAAAUGGGCGUCGAGACGCGCGAUAUGUGGCACAAGACCGACUGGGACGCGGUCACGUCGCAGCCGGAGACGGUGUCGAUGCCGAACCCGGCCUGGCUCUUUGCGCACGACCCGCAACGGUACGCGUACGAUGAAUUCGACGUGGCCGCUCACGCAGUGCGGACCGGGUCGGUGUACGUGCCCACGAAUGUGCCCCCGCCGGAGGUGGACCACCGUGUCAGCGACUUCAAGGACGGGCAGUACUCCGGUGGAACUGUUAUGAGACAGGCAAAGAUCUAA
This is a messenger RNA of Cyphellophora europaea CBS 101466, 1410 nucleotides long. RefSeq lists its product as uncharacterized. NCBI's taxonomy places the organism in Eukaryota, Fungi, Ascomycota, Eurotiomycetes, Chaetothyriales, Cyphellophoraceae. The transcript is spliced from 3 exons. Gene Ontology annotation, molecular function: FAD binding; monooxygenase activity. Bases 1 to 1410 code for a protein of 469 amino acids. The record is from RefSeq and is a predicted model, not a curated record. Gene Ontology annotation, biological process: secondary metabolite biosynthetic process.